UUUUUUUCACAGGGAUCCAUUGCGUGCACACCAAGAGCAUGUCAGACAGAUGAUGAGAAGCUUCUCUGAUCCCUUUGGCCGGGAUCCCUUCUUCAGUAUCACAGAUGGCAGAUCCCAUAUCCGAAGAGGGCAGAACUCUUCCCAGGUGGCUCUGAGAGAAGAUCACAGGGCAUCGAGUCUAAGCCACAUGCCUAGUGCCUCAUGUUCUAGUAUGGUCUCUGAUAUUAAGGACCCUUUCCAUUCAUUUGAUAAUAUGAUGGCCAACUUUAGAAACCGAAUGACCGACAUGCACAAACAAUGUGAAGGAUUGUCAGACAAUCCUGACACUCAUUCAUUUAAGUCUUCUUCAGUAAUGACAUAUUCCAAGACUGGAGAUGAGCCAGCAAAGAUUUUCCAAGCUACUAGUCAAACACGUCAAGCUCCCGGUGGUAUCAAGGAAACUAAAAAAGCCAUCAGGGACUCUGAAACUGGAGUAGAACAAAUAGCUGUCGGCCAUCACAUCAAAGAUCGGGCCCACAUUGUCAAGCAAUUGCAGAACAAAAAGACUGGGGAUCGUGAACUUAACCAGGAGUUUUUAAAUAUGGAUGAAUCGGAGGCACCUUCAUUUAACAGUGAAGAAUGGGACAAAGAAGUCUCCAGAUUCAAACCUUUUGAGCAGAAACUGUCCAUAGAUGCUCCUAAACCGAAACACCACAGUACUCACUAUUCUACUAAGAUUGGGCUCCCAGAUAUGCCCAGAAGGGAGCGAUGCAUUUCCAAGAUGGUCAUCUAG
Molecule: messenger RNA, 772 nt
Organism: Staurois parvus
Lineage: Eukaryota; Metazoa; Chordata; Amphibia; Anura; Ranidae
Source: the annotation of a GenBank genome assembly